GGCGUAGCGCGAGUCGUGUACUCGUAACCCUUCCGUAACUUUAAUUGCACGGUUACUGCAAGCAAUUAUUAUUUAUUUCCUUUGAAUGGAACUGCACAGUUCUAAAGAAAAUAUACAUGUAACGUUAAAAUUUUAAGAUUAGAAUUCUAUUUCUUGUAAUAUAUUGGUUAUACGUAAUUGAAUCCCAAUAUUAAUUUCGGGAAACGGUGAAUUUUAAUGAUGUUCCGGAGGAUUGCUAGCUUUAGGUGUAUUUAAAGUUGUGUGAAAUGUCGCUGCAGUGUCAGCAUGGGUCGGCUCGCCAUCACGUCUCCCAUCACUCCUAGAUCCGCCGCUAUGGAUAAGUACGAACAGUUAGCUGUGGUGGGUGAAGGAUCAUACGGCGUGGUGUUGAAGUGCCGCCGUCGGGACAAUGGACAGCUCGUCGCCAUCAAGAAGUUCUUGGAGACGGAAGACGACGCUGCCGUCAAAAAAAUGGCGCUCAGGGAGAUACGGAUGUUAAAGAAGCUCCGUCACGACCACCUGGUGAACAUGAUCGAGGUGUUCCGACGCAAGCGCAGGUUCUACCUGGUGUUCGAGUACCUCGACCACACCUUGUUGGACGAGCUGGAGGCGUCUCCGGGCGGCCUCGGUGAAGACACCGCCAAGAAACACCUCUUCCAGUUAUUGAAGGGCGUGGAUUAUUGUCACCAAAACUCUAUAAUUCACCGUGAUGUGAAACCAGAGAACGUCCUGGUGUCCAACAAUGGCAUCGUGAAGCUGUGUGACCUGGGCUUCGCGCGCGCCCUGGCCGCUCCUGGGGAACCCUACACGGAGUAUGUGGCCACUCGCUGGUACAGGGCACCAGAACUACUUGUAGCUGAGCAUAGGUACGGACCAGAAGUGGAUAUCUGGGCGAUUGGGUGUUUGUUUGCUGAAAUGUUGUCCGGAGACCCGCUGUUCCCUGGAGAUUCCGACAUCGAUCAGAUUGCUAUUAUCAUUAAGACUGUUGGUAAAUUGGCGCCCCGGCACCAACAAGUGGUGUCCCGCUUGUCUGGUGGCGCGGCGCUCAGCGCUGGCCCGGUCGGCACUCGCAACAACCUGCCGGGCACCGGGCUGGCCAAGGAACUGCUGGCAGCUGCGCUCCGAACCGAACCUCGAGCCAGGCCUUCUGCUGCAGCUCUGCUGAGACAUAAGUAUUUCGUUGCUGAUGGCUUCGCGGAAAGCUUUAAUGCUGAACUUAGAAAGAAACUUGGAAGGGAAAUUGAGAGUCCGCCACCUCAGACUCCUGGCAGGGUGAGUGGAAAGCCAAGGCAGCAGUGGACCUUAAACAUUAUUCCAGACAACAGAAGAUCUAGAACAGACAGUACCGCCGGAGAGUCACUCAUUGACUACAAGUACACGCCAAGUACAGAUAUGCCAGCGGAUAGCACCAAUGUGGGGCACAGUACCACACCACAACAGACCCCAGUUGAGCAUGCACCAACGUCGCCUGAACAUGUCGAAAUGAGCUCGUGGUGUCCUGGCCCGAUGGUAUCCACCGUGGCGCCCCCACGGAGCCUGGCCCGAGCCAUCAACGAGACCUUCCACACGUUCAGCGUUCCAGUCAACACCUACCCAAAGACACCCUAUAUCAAGAAAGUGAACAAGAAAUUGGUAAUGGACGAGGAGUUACUCCGGGGUCGGUCGCUGGCCAAGAAGAACGCGAAGAAGACACCGCCAGACAUCAGCCUGCCCUACGUGCCUGGUGCAAGCAACAGUCCAAUGAAGAAAGCCAAAAAGCCUCACACGCAUAGUGUCAACAAACACAGUGAAAUCUAUGACCAUCGUUCAAGCAUGGAGCCACCUUGCGUUCAGCGCACUCCGAUGAACUUACCCUACAUGUGACUACAGGGCCACAGGGCCGUGUUCCAGAUGCCCGCGCCUCUUAAUGCCCUACGAAGAAACUCCAGAUAUUAUUAAUAACUUUUAUCUACACCCAUUCUUUAAAUCCUCUAUUAAAGAUUCUAAAACAGUUACCUUAUUGCCAACAUUAAAACACCCAAUGUCAACAACCAUUACAUAAUCCAAACGAGUGUUGUAAUUAAAUUCAGUACAACAUUA
Messenger RNA from Leptidea sinapis, 2079 nucleotides. RefSeq names its product cyclin-dependent kinase-like 4. NCBI's taxonomy places the organism in Eukaryota, Metazoa, Arthropoda, Insecta, Lepidoptera, Pieridae. Gene Ontology annotation, molecular function: cyclin-dependent protein serine/threonine kinase activity; ATP binding. Gene Ontology annotation, biological process: protein phosphorylation. The transcript has 15 exons. Gene Ontology annotation, cellular component: nucleus. The record is from RefSeq and is a predicted model, not a curated record. The coding region runs from base 286 to 1863 and encodes 525 amino acids.